Molecule: messenger RNA, 1086 nt
Organism: Penicillium griseofulvum
Lineage: Eukaryota; Fungi; Ascomycota; Eurotiomycetes; Eurotiales; Aspergillaceae
Exons: 4
Coding region: 1-1086 (361 amino acids)
Biological process (GO): DNA recombination; double-strand break repair
Cellular component (GO): nucleus
Molecular function (GO): DNA binding
Source: RefSeq, a predicted model, not a curated record
AUGCCUCCCGUUUCAGACCGAAUCUUGCGGUUUCCUAGAUCUGAUCAGGCUGGGGAUUUUGUACUAGUCCAUGUCUCAUGUACCGGUCCUGCGCCGCUUGAUCUGAGGUUGACAGCUACCGAGGGGGAGUCACCCUAUAUUAGUUUAGUGAAACAAACACGUCUGAACGACCUUCAAGCCAAAAAUUACCAAGGAUCGGAUGAUGAAUGGUUCAAAACUGUCUCUCUUGUUCUGGGACAAUGUUCCACUCCUCCAGAUGAGCCUGAUUGGGCUACUGGAGUCGAAGCUUCGGCCAACAUAUCAGGCUCUGACGAAGACAACAAGGAAAUUGUGAUUACGAUACGCAAGCGAGUCCAAACCAUUACACAACGCCUUGGUGCUUUUAGCCUCCAGCAAAAUGAUGAACAAGCUGUCGAGCUUUUUGAAUGGACAGGAAUCGCUGCGGCUAGAGUCCAUAUGCUAGAGCAGCAAGUAUCCAGCCUGACUGGCCGUCAUCGCCUGGCCGAAGAUGCCAUGCAUAGGUUGAAUGAACAGCUUGAGGAGCUGAUACAUGCGAAGACUGAGCAUGAGAAUCGAUUGGUGGCCAAUUUUGUGCAGGUCUUGAACGAGAAAAAGCUUAAAAUCCGCAACCAGCAACGUCUUCUAGCCUCAGCCACUGUGGAUGCCACCAAAGUCUCCGAGGUACAAGCUAGCAUUCCCGAAGAGUCACAUGGAGCCGCCAAGGAGUCUCAUUCAGCAAAGAGAAGUGCUCCCAAGACGAGCGAUACCGAAGACUCUGAUGGGUUCGAAGGAAUGGAUAUUGAUCAAAUCAAGACCGAUCGAGGUGCCUCCAAUAAUCAAGACACCAAUGAUGAGGAACGUUCGAGCCCUCAUCCUUUAGACGGCGGACAAAACGAUAGCACAACGGAUGACGAUUCGUCACAGGCUGAAUCUGCCCAGCUGAAGCGGGUCUCCCCAGCGAGAGAUAUUGCGCCACCUCAAAGAGAUUUGCCAUUUGUCAAAAGAGCUAUCAAGAGGACUGCUCCAACCCCGCCCAGCGAAGAUGCCGAAGAAACUGCGGGAGAGACGGAUGAUGACGAGCUCUGA